AUGUCGUACUUCACUAUCCUGGCUUUCGCGGUAACGUCCGCGGCACUCCCUGUGCAGAUUCUCGCGUUCGUCAUAUCUGCAGCGGCGCUCAUCGCUCUCGCCUUCGCGCUGUGGCCUCCUGCCAGUUCGCCAACGACCGCACUACAUUCAGCAGCAGGCGCGAGCGCAACUCAUCAGACCCCUACGACCGCUCAGAAUACCCCGCCCGCCGGCGGAACCGCGACGACUCAAGCCCCUGCGCCCGACACGAAAACGCGGCGCCUCACCCUUCUCGCUUUCGCCUUGACCGCAAUGGCCCUUCCCGUGCAGUUCUUCGCGUUCGUCGUGACCUCGGCCACGCUCCCGGUGCAGAUCCUCGCUUUCGUCACCAGCGCCUCUGCUCUCCAGGUCCAGAUGUCAGGCCUUUCGGCUGCAGCCGGGGAUGCGUCUACCUUCGGGGCACUCAAGGGCGGCUUUUCUGCCUCCUCCCCGGCACGGUGGGCCAUUCCUGCGAGCUUCAAGAUUCCCUCCAGCAUCUGGUCCGGUGAUGAAGGCGCCUCCCUCGGCGAACAGCGUGCCACCACCUCGCCCACCUCGCCCAAGCCUCCCGUGUCCAGCGAGUCUCCCGCGCCCAGAAAUGCGUUGGACUUUGCCCUCGACCUGGCAAACUCGACCAUCAGAUUGCGUGGCAAGUCCAACGACUCGUCGCCGCAUGACCUAGCGUACGUAGGCGGCAGAGGCGUCGGCGGUUGGGCCAUGGGCAUCGCCGGCACUGGGGGUUAUGGCGGAGAGGGGGGUUUCGGAGGUGAAGGGACGGGUGGGAACAGCACGGGCGCUAGUGGCAGCGGCGGUGCAGGCGGUGCCGGCGGCGCUGGUGGCGCGGGAGCUGGCGGUCUCGGUGGCCUCGGAGGCGCUGGGAGCGGGGGCAACAACAACAGAGGCGGCGCGGGAUACGGCGGCGCGGGCACCAUCAUCAUUGGCGACAACAAUACCGUCGAGGUGUACGGAGGCUGCAACGACACGCGCCCCACGACAGCGCCUGAAGCCCCUCUUCUCUCUGUUGGGAGCGCGUCCCUCGUUGAUGAUGACCCGUCCCUCGUCGGUGAUGACCCGUCCCUCGAUGACGACGACGACAUCGAGUUAAUGGCACCUGCGGAACCUAGAGGUAAGACGGUCGAGAGCAGCUGCAAUAUCACCUCGGGGAAUGGCAACUAUAGCUCCAACUGUAGCAAUUCCUUGGUGUCUACGUGCUAA
This is a messenger RNA of Schizophyllum commune H4-8, 1233 nucleotides long. RefSeq lists its product as uncharacterized. The transcript has 3 exons. The record is from RefSeq and is a predicted model, not a curated record. Lineage: Eukaryota; Fungi; Basidiomycota; Agaricomycetes; Agaricales; Schizophyllaceae. Bases 1 to 1233 code for a protein of 410 amino acids.